UUUUUACCAUUGCUUCAGUAUUUAAUCAGCCUUUAAUUGCGAUUGUUUCAGAAAAGUUGUAGUUUGUUUAUGUUUGUGGAAUAGGAAAUUUCUUAUCAGAUCAAUAAUAAAAUAAUUGAAUUAAGUAAUUCAAAAUGGUAUCAAGAAUGACGUAUUUACUACUGCUAGGAUGCUGUUUGGUAGUUGCAGAAAGUUCUAGUUUGGAUCUAGAUAAUGUUCAAAAUGUGCUUCUUCGAAAUAACGGAUCUUUUGAAAAUGACCUUGAACCAUGCAAUUUAAAUGGAAAAAAUAAUAAACUUUGCUUCUUCACAUCCAAGUCGGCACCUUACCAAAUAGCAGUAAUAAACUCAACAGCAAACACAGCUAUAGUGUUGGAUUGUAUGGGAAGAAAGGCAGUUGUGAUUAACGGUUCAAAAGGACAUGUUGUUAUAUUGAAUGGUUAUCUUAAUACGGGAACUUACAUAGAGAGUCCACCAGUUUCCACAGCAUCAUUAUUUGAAAUAAUCGCAAAUUACAAAGUGCAAGAAACUUAUAACAAUAAUACACAAAAUGUUUUCAAAUUUAACCGAGACAGCAGAGUAAAAACCUCAAGUAAGAACAUAGAGGUCGAACAACUUAUAUUAUACGUAUUUAAAACACUUGGAAAGACAUUUCAAAGUUAUGCCCAAACUACUAUAGGUUCAGGUCAAGUUGUUGCGGGUACCAUGAAGUUGUUUGAUGAAGCAGAACACUUGGUCAGAUUCAUGAUAUCCCGAUUCAUCGAUUUACAUACCGGCGGCUGGUUAGUGUUGAAAUCUGACGCGUUGGCUAUCUGGGAAGUCAUCAGAACUUUUAGUAUGUUUGCUACGAGGUGUGGAUUACGGAAAUUAACUUCUCUGAAUAUAAGAAUUCCUUUAGGAAAAAUGAUAGGAACGCUGAAUGGUUUGGAGUCCUUCAAUUUUAUCAUGUCCGAACUGGCCAGGAAAACUCAAUUGGUCAAUAUCAUAUCAUUUAUGGGUCAAUCUCCUAUAAUUAGUAUGCGAAUCAUAGCAGGUCUGGGUGGAAUGAGCCUGCAAGGUUCGUCAGGCGUAUUCACCAUCGUCUCUCAUAUUGUCGAACAACUUCUGAAAGACACCCUCAAAACAUCUGCUCAUGUUAACGAUAUCACUGACAUGGUUCUGUUGUUCUUCAGGGAACGAUCAAAAGCUCGUUUACCCGUAGGUCAAGAAAUCUAUGCAGGUACUGAGAGACUAAAAAAGCUUUUCACAGAGAAAAAUAAAAAAAAAAUUUUGACACCACUGAUAGAGAUGAUGGACAGCGUGCGAGGCCAAAAAACUUUAAAAAUUCGAAACGUCAAUGUGGCACAGGCCUUCAAAAUUCUCAGUGAUCCCAACGUGCCCGACGCUGUCACUAUGGCUUUCUCCAUCAUCAAGAUUUUCGCACCUUUGAAAAUUCCGAGACUGGUCAACAACGCUCUAGCUGGAGUGUAUUCAGGUAGCGUCCACAUGAUGACCAGGAGUGAAAAUCGUGUUUCUAUUGGAGAAUUACUACCUGGAACGUCCCUCACUCCUGAAGAUGGCGUAAUGCGGUCUUCUAUUCAACCUGUAUCGCUGCGAAACUUAUCCACAAUAGAAAUAAUUAAAAGUGUACCCCAGUUCCAAGCCGUGUUUGCGGUACUGGACAGAAAUGCUGUGAAUAGGUACAACAUGAGUUUAUACGACAAACUGAAGAAAGAUCGGCAGUUCAAAAACCAAAUCAAUGCAGCAAUGAGAAGGGCACUGGCUUGAAAACUAAUAAUCGUAGAUUUUGAACUUUGAUUACAUUGAUAUUAUUACCUUAAUUUAUAGAACAAAAUAAAUACAUCAUAUUAUUUCUUUUCUUUCAAUUGAAUAAAACCAAAUAAUUUUGUUUCUUCAAUAAAAUAAGUUAAAUCAA
This is a messenger RNA of Sitophilus oryzae (rice weevil), 1914 nucleotides long. RefSeq lists its product as uncharacterized. The transcript has 10 exons. Bases 135 to 1766 code for a protein of 543 amino acids. Lineage: Eukaryota; Metazoa; Arthropoda; Insecta; Coleoptera; Curculionidae. The record is from RefSeq and is a predicted model, not a curated record.